UUCACAUGUUUACUUAAUUUUUGCUUUCUUUUAUGCCUAUUUCAUAAAAGUUUCAAUAGCUACCAGCACGGGUCAAUCAGCAAUUAGACAGACAAGAGGGCCUGGUCGUCCUUUUGCCAGAUGGGGCACGGGACAAAAGUUAAUGGUUACAUUAAAUGAAGAGAAUCAACCUAUUGGCGAUGAAGCUGCAAAAUUACAAAGUCAGUUAGGCAUUCUAGCCCGGAAUGGGAAUUUUGCACCAUUAACUUUCAAUGAUUGGAGAGCUCCACAGUUAAACCCCUAUAAAGAACGUAUAUGGCAGGAAGUUAAGGACAACACUGAUGCACCAGAUAUUUUCAAACAUAAUUGCUUGAUGUCAGUUGGAAAGAAAUGGAAAGACUGGAAAGACCAACUGAAAAGAAAGCACUUCAACAAGUACAAAACUAAUGAAGAACGCUUAGCAAAUUGUCCCGAUAGGGUGGAUCCUAGUCAGUGGAAGAUUCUCGUUCAAUUUUGGAAUAGUCUAGAGGCACAGGAACGCAGUACAACCAACAGUGACAAUCGAAAAAAAUUGACAAUGUCCCAUACAAGUGGGAGAAAGGCCCAUUGUCGGGUAAAGGAUGAGGUAAAUGAUAGGUUAACAAUUUUUUCUCAAUAUGCAUUGUAUUUGGUAAAGUUGUAAUAUGUAUUUAUUGUUCCUAAUAAUGAAGAUGUAUAAGAGAGAUAAGGUGCAACCAGAUCGGAUAAUGGUCUACAUAGAGACACACACAAAGAAGAAUGGAGAUCCAGUUGAUGAGGCAUCAG
Molecule: messenger RNA, 783 nt
Organism: Camellia sinensis
Lineage: Eukaryota; Viridiplantae; Streptophyta; Magnoliopsida; Ericales; Theaceae
Source: RefSeq, a predicted model, not a curated record